AUAAUUUUAAAUCAGUUUGUUUGAGAAACUGUAAACAUGAAGACAAAGUUCCUGUUUAGAGUUUUCGGGGUUUUAAUAGUUUUGCAAAUAUGUGACGGAAGACGAUAUGGUGGUGGUUCCUCUUCGAGAUCUAGAACAUCUUAUUCGUCUCACUCUUCGCCUUCUAGACCUUCCUAUCAAUCGUACGCAUCGCCUUCUAGACCGUCUUACAUCUCACAUCCAUCACCUUCUAUACCAUCACCUCCAUCGCACUCAAGACCUUCUUAUCCUUCGUACAACCACCCGUCACCCAACAGCGGUACCAACACGCACGCAAAUACAAACAGUAAGCCCAUAGGAUGGAACACGCAUGAAAGUCAACCGGCUGGACCGCCCAAAACCAACUUGCCGACCCAACAAAAUUCCGGCAGCAGAACCCACGACAGCGUGUUGCCGGUGGCCACGCAGCAGAAAACUUCGGGUCUCGGGAACGCACCCCAAGGCCCCCCAAUACAACCCGGCUACACCCAGGGCACGGCCAAUCAACCCCCGCCGUACAACGCUGCAGGGCAUUAUCCGCAGCAGCAGCAGUAUCCGCCCGCUUAUCCCGGUCACGCAUACCCGCCCGCUUAUCCGGGUCACGGAUACCCGCCGGCGUACCCGGGUCACGCUUACCCGCCGCCGGGUUACCCGGGACACUACCCGCAAGGAGGAGGGACCACCAUAAUAAACAACAACAACAUCGUGGGCGGCGGGGGCGGGUAUGGCGGUGGUUACCCCUCGUACCACUACCAAAGCAGCGACACCGGAAGCGGUACUUUAGGGUUUUUCCUCGGUUACUCUCUGGCCAAAAUAACCACUCCGACCUACCAUUACUCGUCGAAUUCCUACGACGGAUACAGACCGCGUUACGAUCACUACGAAGUGCACCAUUACUACCACGACAACAACGUCACGGUGAUCGAAAAGGAGAGGGUUAUACAAUCGAACACCAUCAUGGGUUGCGUGGGUGACAGCGGUAGCAUCUGCCCCGCCAACACGACCUCCCUGUGCACCAAUACGGGCGCCAUUAUGUGCGUAACUAGCGCCACAUCCGCCACAGCCUGCAAAGACGUCAAAGACGCGAACUGCAUCAAGAGUACGGUGCCUUGCGUCGACAAAAAUGCGCCCGGUUGCAAGGACAACCCGCAAAACACCACCACGGUGAACAUCCCCUGCAUAUCCACGGCCAAGAUCUACGGUAACAUAACCUACGUCAACAACACCAUCGUAGUGGAAAAUGCCAACGCGACCAUGAAUGUAACGAGUAACAACUCCACAAUGUCGAGUAACGCGACUGAAACGACUACCCCAGCGCCAGCUACAACACCCCCUCCAAACGUGAAACCCGAAGAGUUUUGCGUUACAAUAUUGGCACUACCUGCAGUAAGAAAAGUUACGGAAGGUGAAAAAGUCUACAAUGAAAUAGAAAGUACAGUGACAAAUUUCCUGGGCAAAUCCCUUGGUACUUCUUAAGUACCUAUAGUAUAUAAUAAAUACUGUGAUUGUAUUUUAAAA
This is a messenger RNA of Brassicogethes aeneus, 1536 nucleotides long. The record is from the annotation of a GenBank genome assembly. NCBI's taxonomy places the organism in Eukaryota, Metazoa, Arthropoda, Insecta, Coleoptera, Nitidulidae.